This is a messenger RNA of Laccaria bicolor S238N-H82, 1182 nucleotides long. RefSeq lists its product as uncharacterized. The record is from RefSeq and is a predicted model, not a curated record. The transcript is spliced from 5 exons. Lineage: Eukaryota; Fungi; Basidiomycota; Agaricomycetes; Agaricales; Hydnangiaceae. Bases 1 to 1182 code for a protein of 393 amino acids.
AUGAUUCUCAUGUCGCCAACAUCUUACAUGACUAUCACCGACGAGGGAUUGGACGGGCUCAAAUUCCUGACCUACUCAAGAAGGAGUACAACAUCUCUCUUUCUGCCAAAUGACUCGACCUCUUGCAGAGAGGCUAGCAUUGGUCGACGCUUCAAACUGCUGGGCCUUAAAGGUAGUGGAGCGAUGACAGCUGAAUUGCCUGAUGACCAGAAGCACCAGCUUAUCCUUGAUCAAAUGGCGAAAGAUCCAGCUGGCCGCCGUGGGCCUUCACUAAUCAAGGAGGCCAUUGCCCAUGAAACAGGGAUCCAUUUGACAAGCACUAUCAUCAGUCUUGGGCCUCACCACGAGUGGUCCUGUGAUGGCCAUGAUAAAUUAUCAGUGAUUGGUUUCCCUAUUUGGGCUGUUCGUGAUGUCUGGUCUGGAAGGUGGCUAGGUGUGUGGGUUGUACCAAAUAACUGGUACAUGCAGACCGUCGCGUAUCUGUACCUGUCUCUGGUUGCUAAGCUGGGAGGUCAGAUCCAAGCUCACUCUCUUUGUGUCCAGUUUGGGCUUAUGAGUAAAGCAGGAAUGCCACUGCAGUCUACAACAGAUUGUGGUUCUGAAACCGUCAUGAUGUAUGGCUUGGCAAAUGCUCUUCGAGAACAGUUUUCUCCAGAACUGGGUGUUGUCAAAAUUGGCCCUGCACACCGCUUCCUCAAGAGUGUCCACAACAUAACUAUUGAGCGAGGAUGGGGCCAAUUGCACAAACAGUGGGGUGCAAACGUGAAGAUUUUUUGGGAGCAGGGUGUGGAGCUGUAUGAUCCCACAGUUCCUAAGCAAUAUGACCUUGUUCAGUGGCUUUGGCUGCGGUUAAUCCAGCAAGAGUUGGAUAGCUUCGUGUCGCGUAGCAAUGAUCACAAGCCACGAACAACCCCAGGGAAGUCGAAGUCGCUUCCAAAAGGUGUCACGCCACACCUAGCAUACUCUUUUCCUGAGAAAUAUGGAGCCACAAAUUGUCUUCAGUCCAUUGAAACAGGCAUUGUCGAAGGUUUGAUGAAGGAGAUCGGAGGAGGGGAGUUGGUUGAGUUUGUUCCCCUAGCAUAUGCUGCAAAGGCCGAAGCUGUUUACUUCAGCCUUGGCCUUGGUGAGCUCACUCUUACAAACAUUUGGUCUGUUUUCGAGGCUAUGCUGCCACAUAUGUAA